Molecule: messenger RNA, 486 nt
Organism: Phycomyces blakesleeanus NRRL 1555(-)
Lineage: Eukaryota; Fungi; Mucoromycota; Mucoromycetes; Mucorales; Phycomycetaceae
Exons: 3
Coding region: 1-486 (161 amino acids)
Source: RefSeq, a predicted model, not a curated record
AUGUCCACAAAUUAUUUCGUGUUGCUUUGGUGUCAAGUUAUUAAUGUAAGUAGUGCCUUCCCUGUCAAUGAUUGCAACCCUUCUGGGACUGGGUUCUUCAUUGGUGUCGUGGGUCUAUUUAAUAAUAAUAAUAAAAAUACCAACAUCAGCUAUCUGCAAUGUCACUCUGAGCUUCAUCACACCGUUUUAUUGAUUUCGGAAAGCUUUGAUGUUCAAGUCCACCGCGCUUUCCCACAGACCGAGUUUGUCCACAAAUAUUAUCCAAACUCUCUUCAAUAUUUGCUGGUACAAGAUCAUAAUGUCAAUUUGUAUGUAGCGUGUCGAUAUCUCAACAGUAAGGACCCAGAAUGUCAUAGUCUCGUUCAUUAUCUUCAAACCCACAAGAGACUAAGGAUAUGGCGUUUGCUUGUUAUAUGCUUUCGAAAGUGUCAAUUGACAAGGAUGAUAUACAAAGAAAUUAAAGAUGUUUAUUAUAUGUGGCUUUGA